Molecule: messenger RNA, 8072 nt
Organism: Ictalurus furcatus (blue catfish)
Lineage: Eukaryota; Metazoa; Chordata; Actinopteri; Siluriformes; Ictaluridae
Gene: mcf2la
Product: mcf.2 cell line derived transforming sequence-like a
Exons: 30
Coding region: 3601-6933 (1110 amino acids)
Biological process (GO): positive regulation of Rho protein signal transduction; intracellular signal transduction
Cellular component (GO): extrinsic component of membrane; cytoplasm
Molecular function (GO): protein binding; guanyl-nucleotide exchange factor activity
Source: RefSeq, a predicted model, not a curated record
UGGGUCAUUAUUUGCCUGUGGUGGUGGAGCGUGUCCUCAAUGACCAUUAGAACCGGGGACACAAUAGGAUGUCAUUUGAAACCCUUAAAAUGUUCCUGAGAAUCUUUCAAAAAUGAGGGCAUUUAAUUCCAACAGAAAAAAGUCACGAUCUAGAAUAUACACAAAUAACAAGAUUUCUCCUGCAUUCACAAAAAAUUAAUCCGCUUGUGUUUGUCACAAGAUUUCUUGUUUUGCAUUGAAAUCCUCUCAGCAAUUUAUUGAACAUCACGAAAUUCUGCCAAACCCUUGAUUUGUCAUCAAUAACAUUUACCCUAAUCAGCUAGCUAGUUAGAUUAGCAUGCAGUAUACAUGCUGUGGCUGAUAGUUUCAAGGAAACGCUAAUAAUUUGUAUUAGCUGUUAAGCCUCAUACAGAACACUACCUGAAUCCAUUUUUUUUUUUAUUUUUAUUUUUUUUUUAGAGAUACUGAGAAAGCUUCUAUUUUACAUUUUUUAAAAUGUGAAUCUAGCAUUGUUUUAACAAAUUCUACACGCAUAUCAAACUGUACAAUCAAAAUCAGUGCUAAAGUCACUAAUCGCUAAUAACUGAGAAUAAUGAUUUAGCUAGCUAGCACAUAGCCAGGAGGCAGACAAUGUAAAGGCAAUAUGGCUGUGGAGACUAGAGAAAGUUGUCAAAUAUCAACGUUUCUCUCGGAUGUACUAAGAAAAGACUUGCUACAACCAAAAUUACACUGUAUUUACACUUGGCACUGAGAGCAAAGCAAACGUCUAUGGGAUCAGCCAUAUUGAGAAACAGCAACACUGAGUCAUAACGCAAGACUCAAAUGGGGAUGAAUAAAUCAUCUCAAAAUUACAGUAACCGCAACCACGUUUAAAGGAUUAGUGUAAUCGGCUGUCUUGGCUUGAAUAUCCUGACUAGGGAGGCAGGUGCGGUCGUUUGUGCUGUUGAUGAUCACUUGGUGCGAAACUAAUGUGUCGUGUCACGAGGGAGCAGGAAGCAUGCACCAGCACACUGUAUGAAUCUCCAGUUACCAAAAAACAUCCAUAUUAUUAUGUAACCUAUAAAUGUUUUGACAAAUUAAAGGAAAAACUGGUGGCUCUGUUUUGCUGGUGUGCUUUGGGUGGAUUUGUUCCCUUUGAAGGAAGCGUCACUGCAAAUCAAUAUAAAGUUGUUCUGACCAGCAAUUUUUUUUUUUUUUUUUUUUUUUUUUUUUUUUUUUUGUUGUUUUUUUCUUUCUACAAUGGCAUAUUUAUAUUGCCAUGUGUGUGGUCUAUGUCCGGAUGACUCCGCCCCCCAUUCACAAGGCAUGACGAAUGACUGAAUGGUUUGACGAGGAUGAUAAUGAUGUAAAUAAUAUGCUCUGGUCUUCAGUCUUCAGAUUUCAACACAGUUGGACCUUUAUACGAGGUAUUGGAGCGAUAUUUUAGACCGCGGUCUCCACCACUACCAUCCAAACUCCAAUUGAGUGAAUGUGUUUUGGAAGAAUGGUGUUUAUCCUUCUUGUACACUUCCUGAGAUUUUGUAGAGUCGAUGCUGGUGGAUGCUCAUCAGGUGGAUGCUCAUCAGGUGGAUGCUCAUCAGGCUGAUUUAGUCCAAGAUCUUUUAAAGAUCUUGGACUAAAUCCAAUCCACAGUCAGAGAGAUUGUGUAAAAUGGAAGAAAUUCAAGACCACUGUUACCCCUGGUCGACCAAGAAAGAUCACUCCAAGAGCAGGAUAUGUAAUAGUGUGAAAGACUAGCUAUUUUUGUCUCAUUUGUUUAGUUGGGGUCUUGUUGGCUACUUGAUGUCUGCUGAUGCUUUAGGUCUUAUUUAUGCAGAUGUAUAGUAAAACUAUCAAACUUUCAAGCACCACUGUACACUCACCAGAGCUGCCAACGAUCUCGGCUCCUUCCUUCUAUGCUUUAUUUUUCUUUGUCGCAAUUUCUGUAUGCGUUUAAUGAGCAGUCGUGUAAGACCAGAUAAGAUGAAACCACGGUUGUAAGUUUUUCUUCCGUUUUCGUGCAUCAAACAGUAAAUGGUAAUUAAUUGCAGGUAUGAGCUGAAGUUGUACGUGGAGAACCGAAGAAACGUCCACAGGCCACAUGCGCCAUAGUGUUGAGCCAGUUGUUUGGAUCUCUCACUUUUUCACAUCAGCGAAUUUGCAUAGAAUAGAGAAAAUCUCAAUUCAAGUGUUGCUUGUAACACUGUUCUGCAGAUUCUUGUUCUUUGCUGAGAGGAUUGGAAAGUAAUGUGGUCUUCUGCUGGCGUAGUCCAUCUGCCUCAACGUGUGGCGUGUUGUGUGUUUCGGAGAUGCUUUUCUGCUCACCACAGUUGUAAAGAGUAGUUAUUUGAGUUUCUUUUCAUAAUAAAUUAGUUGGCCGAUUAUUUUUUUUCGAUUAAUCGGAUGGGGGGGGCGGAGACUUUACCCUUUUUUAUUUAUUUAUUUAUUUAUUUAUUUAUUUAUUUAUUUUUAAUUAUUAUUUAAAAUAAAAUCCACAAACUGAGUGCUACAAAUAUAAACUUCAGACUAAAACUUUACACAACUGUUUGUUCAAUUAUAUAAGACUGAAAAGGACCUAAUACACACACACACACACACACACACACACAGACACACACACACACACACCAGAAUAUAUAUUAUUCAUUCAGGACUGUAGUUUCAUUCAGUGCUAUUUGUGCAUACAUGAAAAUAAUGCAUAAAUACUUAUAUAUUAGUUGAUAUUAUAAGUUUAUAUUAUUAUUUAUGUAUUAUGUUUUAUAAAAGAUAACGUUGAUAUAAACAGUAAAGUAAAGAAAGUCAUUGUCGGUGACUCUGGGUAUCUUCUAAAGCUAGCGGCGUCACGUUACGUGCGUAUGAUGUCAUGCACCAUCGACUUGGAAGUGACUUAUACUUCCAGUUAGUAAAAAAAACCACAAGAGUUCCGUUUGAGACAAUAUUACCUUUCUAAAACUCAUACACUAGACAGUAGAGUACACAGUGCAUAGUGUAAGUGUGUAGUACUUCAUUUGGGACACAACUUUAGUAUUUACUCUGCAAAGCAUGUUUUCGGAAGAGAAGUAACGUAAUGAGUAAACGUGCCAACUAAUUGAUAGAGAUUCACUGCUGCUCACCGGAUGUUUUUUGUUUCGGGCACCAUUCACUGUAAAGAGUUUUGUGGAUGUCAGUGGGCGUAUACCCGUUUCAGAGGACAUAACGGCUACAUAGUAAUUAAAAAAUGCUCUUGAAUUUGUAGGUUUUUGCACUGGCAUUUGAUAACUAGUAGCAUCUGCAUUUUUUUUUUUUUGUUCUGCUGUAAGAAGCACUCAGGCAGCUGUUAACAUAUUUCCCGUCCUCUAUUUUUGUCACAUGUUGCGUUACUCAAGUGUUGUGGUCAGAUGUACUGGGUGGAGCUGGAUGUCUGAGAUCAUGUUGUUUUAUCCUGACGUGUUUGGUCGUUCCCCUUUCUAUAUCUGUUUUGUAGCAUGUUUUCAUAAAGCAGAAGGUUCAGUUCAGGAUUUGGGCUCAGUCCCAAAGGAUCACGCAGAUUCAGCUGCCAGUUUAAAAGAUUUGUAAUCGUGAUUUCAAUAGAGAGUUGGUGGGGAGUCGUCUUUUGAGCUUUUGUAUAAUUCUAGCAUUUGGAUGGAGAUGCAGUCAGGAUCAGAUGAGAUCAUGCAGCAGGAGACGAGUCCGCUGUGCGCAGCAGACAUCAGCCCUGACCUCAGGAAAUGCUUCGCCUUCCUGUCAGGUGGUCGAGGGGAGAACGGCAGCCCCAUCAUCAUCUUCCCAGAGUUCCCUACAUUUGCAGAGCUGCAGGAGGAGGAGUUCCAGAACGUGCUGACGUACCUGACCAGCGUUCCCAGCCUCAGCGCGUCAGGAGUUGGCUUCAUCCUGAUCAUCGACCGCAGGCAAGACAGAUGGGCAUCGGUGAAGGGAACACUACUGCGCAUCGCGGGCUCGUUCCCAGGAAACCUGCAGCUGGUAUUGGUGUUGCGGCCCGCCGCCCUGUUCCAGCGUGCACUCUCAGACGUCCUCUUUAGACUCAACAAGGAUGAGUUUAAAAUGAAGGUGCCGGUGAUCAUGCUUAGUUCAGUGACUGAGCUGCACAGCUACAUAGACCGCUCCCAGCUGACCCAGGAGUUGGGAGGCACUCAGGAGUAUUGCCACGAGAAGUGGAUCUCUCACCGCACUGCCAUCGAAGGCUUUGCGCUGAUGGUGAAGAAGACGGCGCAGACGCUGCAGGCGUUUGGGACGGAGCUGGCCGAGACAGAGCUGCCCAACGACGUUGAGGCCACGUCCACUCUGCUGAGCACUCACACCGACAAGAAGGAGAAGAUGAAGGAGGACCUGAAGAUAGCUCUGGGUCAGGGUGGGCGCUUGCUGGACAGCAUCAAUGAGCCACUGGCGUCAGAUCCAGAAUACAAUAUGAACCACGAUGAGCUGGAGAACCUGGCUACUGUGCAGAGGCUACUCGGGCAGCUGGAUGAGACCGAAACAGCGUUUGAUGACUUCUGGGAAAGGCAUCAGACCAAACUGGAACAGUGUCUUCAGCUGCGCUAUUUUGAACAGAACUUCAGGGAGGUCCGAGCCCAUUUGGAUCAGGUAGCUGAUAAACUGUCCGGAUUUUCCGAGGUGGGCAUAAGCCCCGCCCAUGGCGAGCACAUCCUAAAGGAGCUGAGCAAUCACGAAGAGAGAACCUGUGAGGUGCUAGACCAGGCUCUGUCUCUGGCCGCUGAAGGAGACACACUGAUCGAGAACUCCCACUAUGCCGUGGACUCCAUCUUGCCCAAAUGCUCCGAGCUCAGAGUCGUGUGUGAGGAAGUGGGAGCUGUCCUGAAGGCCAAAAAGGCCCACCUGCUCAAAGCCAUGGAGCUUCACUCCAGUCUUGAGAAGGCUACCAGAUGGUGUGAGGAUGGAAUUUACCUUCUAGCGUCUCAGCCUGUUGACAAGUGUCAAUCACAGGAUGGGGCAGAGGCAGCGCUGCAGGAGAUCGAGCGUUACCUGGAGACAGCCAAUCAGCACAAGCUGACAGACUUAACUGGCAUCUGGAGGGAGUACGAAUCCGUGCUGACGACAGAUUUCCGAGAUCAGGUGGAGCGGGUCUUCCAGAAGCAGCUAUCUAUGGAGGACAUGUUUGAGAAAAGAAGAGUUAGCCUGAAGAAGUUAGCAGCUAAGCAGACACGGCCUGUCCAACCGGUCGCCCCUCGACCCGAAGCCAUCAUCAAAUCACCCAUGUCCUCUCCUGCACAUAAAGAGAGGACGUUAUCAUCUGACAUUAUCAACAACAAAAAGGACGAUACACUCCUGCAGAAUGGCAGGGGUCUCUCAGAAGAGGAGGAGAACCUGGCUGUACUUAGGCGGCAUGUAAUGAAUGAGUUGUUGGAGACGGAGAGGGCUUAUGUCGAGGAGUUGCUGUGUGUACUGCAGGGUUACGCUGAUGAGAUGGACAACCCCAGCAUGGCGCACCUCAUCCCCGUCACGCUCAACAACAAGAAGGACAUUCUGUUCGGCAACAUGGCCGAGAUCUACCACUUCCACAACAAAACUUUCCUCCGAGAGCUGGAGGCUUACACAGACUGCCCCGAGCUGGUGGGCCGGUGCUUUUUAGAAAGGAUGACGGACCUACAGAUUUAUGAGAAGUACUGUCAAAAUAAGCCACGCUCCGAGUCGCUAUGGCGACAGUGUUCCGAUUGCGCCUUCUUCCAGGAGUGCCAGAAGAAACUGGAGCACAAGCUGGGCUUGGACUCGUACCUGUUGAAACCUGUACAGCGCAUCACAAAAUACCAGCUCCUCCUCAAGGAGUUAUUAAAGUACAGUAAAAGUUGCGAGGGCUCAGAAGACCUGCAGGAGGCGCUCUCGUCCAUCCUCGGCAUCCUCAAAGCCGUCAAUGACUCCAUGCACCUCAUCGCCAUUACAGGAUACGAGGGGAACCUGAAUGAGCUGGGCAGGCUGCUGAUGCAGGGCUCCUUCAGCGUGUGGACUGAGCACAAGAAAGGUCAUGCCAAGGUCAAGGAUCUGGCACGCUUCAAGCCAAUGCAGCGGCACCUGUUCCUGCACGAGAAAGCGCUGCUGUUCUGUAAGAGACGCGAGGAGAACGGAGAGGGCUACGAGAAAGCGCCUUCUUACAGCUUCAAGCACUUCCUCAACAUGAGUGUUGUGGGCAUCACAGAGAAUGUUAAAGGAGACAACAAGAAAUUUGAGAUCUGGUGCAACUCGCGAGAAGAGGUCUACAUCGUCCAGGCGCCGACGGUGGAGACAAAAAUGGCGUGGGUGAAUGAGAUCCGGAAAGUUCUGACCGGUCAGCUGAAAGCCUGCAGGGAGGCGAUUCAGCAGAAGACGUCGGAGCAGCUUUCUCCACUUCCCACUUCCAACAGCGCAGUGAUCAGCCUGAGCCCCUUUAAAACCAGUCAGAAGGGUCAGAAGAAAGGAGAGGAGAAGAAAACCGAGCCUACGCUCGCUGAGCUCAACUUAGUGCCUGCAAUGAGAAACUCUGACAAGGUCAAAGGUCCUCCAGUCUCCCUCAGCCGGGCCAGAUGGCUGAGCACUUCUAGCCUCGUACAGGCUAAGCGCAGAGGGUUCAGUAAGGCCUCUCUCUCCAUGGAUGCCUCGGAGGAGAACGACGGGUACUCCAGCGCAGAGGACCCCUUAAAUUCUGACCCUGAGGAUGAGGGGAAGAAACUGUCUCCAGGCAAGUACAUUGUGGUAGCAGACUAUGAUAAAGGAACUCAGGACCUCACAGUAAAGAGUGGAGAGACAGUGCAGCUGGUUCGAGAGGGUCCUGACGGCCAGUGGUUUGUGCGUAACCUGAAUAACAGUAAAGAGGGCUGGCUGCCUGCUGCUAACCUGCUCACUCUGAUCGGGGAGUCGAAGUCCUCACAGUCUCUUACCAGCUCAGAGGGCAGUGGCUCGGGCAAUCUGAGCACAUCAUCCAGCUGCAGUGAGACCUACACCAGCUUCUCUGACAUCAAACCCUGAGGCCUGUGUCUCCAUCCUGCCUCUAUAGCACCGCCUCAUGGCAGCUCCUACACACUGCACUUUCUGCUGAGACACCUCCACCACCUCUUUUUCCUCCACCAUGCACUGUAUUCAUCACCAGUCAUAGUGACUUGAGCGCACAGCUGGACUGACUUGUUUGUUUCCUGCUUGUUGUUGUUGUUGUUUGCAGCAAGGAGAGACCUAAGAAGCUGCACUCCUUCCCAAAAAUAAGCUAUUUGUAUAUCUACGAGUGCAAUAGCCUUCGAUUACAAAAGCAACACACUUGAUCCACUAAACUAAAGCGCUGUGACCUUUAGUCUUGUACUGAGAGUGUCGAAACCGGUUCGGAAUAUUUUCAGGAACAUAUAUGUAUAUAAUAUUUUCUACUUUGCCAACAUCAUAGGACACUUGAACGGAGCAUCACAUGACAUGGAUACAGAUUGGAGUCGUGUCCAGUUUCCUAACUGUGAAAUGUCCUGUCUUAUUUACUGUAUGUAUUAAUCAGAAACAGCUGUAUAUUUUCGAUUAUUUUCUGUAUAAUAUUUGUACAUGUAUUAUAACUUGACCUUCGGGGGUUUUUUUUCUUCCAUAAAAUGGCAGUAUAUAUUGUAUAUAAAUGUUCAUGUAUGGUGUCGUCGUAUCUGAAGCUUGACGUAUGCACUAUUUUACAGGCAUUACAUUACUUUAUUAUUUAUUUUUUAACAAACUUUCCCCCAAACAAAUUUUAUAUUCUAGUAAUAACGCCUUUUCAAAAACCAGUAUCUGAAACUUUUCCUCACAUUAUUUUAUCACAAAUCUAUUAUACAGGUUGUAAGCAAGAAGUAAACGAUGGGCUGAUAAACAAUACAGCAUUUCCCAUAAAUUUAUCAUUGUGCUCCGAAUAUAUAUUUUUUGUUUUUUAUCUUCUUACUCCCAUAUGUCUGUAUGUAAACACUGCACAUAUCUUGUUUUACACCUUAAAUGAAUAAAAUCUGCUGUAUUUCAGUCUCAUGUGGCACAUUGCCCUUGUAUUUCUCUAUUUUCAUAUUUGUAAUAAAGGUUUGUGUCCUCUAUGUAUGUAUAUGUGUAAAGUGUAAAUAUGUAUUUAAGAGUAUGUAUGAAUUAAGAGAUUAAAGCUUGAAUAAAGUUCACCGAUUACA